UCUCAUUAUAUAUUUUUUUUCUUUUUCCAAACGAAAACCAAAAAGGUUGUCCACGAAGCCGUUACCUGCAGGAAGCCGCUUGAUGGGAAGCCCAUUCAUAACGAAACUCUUCGAUACAGGUGGAGUCACCUGAAGAACGAGGUAUCGUCACAGGAGGCAGUAGAAGGAGCCCCAGACGACCUCAUGGAAAUCCAAGAGUCAACGGCUUCGGACUCCGAGGACUCUUCCUCGGUUAUCGAUGUGGAGGCGCUGGCGCCGGUGCCCGUGGAGCUGCCGAGUGGUGACUCAGGCAUCUCUUUGGGCUUAAACGUGCAAGUUUCGCCAGAGGGGAGUCGGGAGGGACCUACCCCGCCCCAAAACAACGUCGUCGAGCCGGCGCCCUGCGCGCCUCAACCCGCCGGUGGCUUACAGUGCGCGCCGCAACCCGCCGGUGGCUUACAGUGCGCGCCUCAACCCGCCGGUGGUUUACAGUGCGCGCCGCAACCCGCCGGCGACUUGCAGUGCCCGCCUGGCCCAUGCGACGAGUACUGUGAGCCCAUAUUAGCCGCAUAUUGGGAGACCUUGGACCGGGAGGAGAGGCAGCUGCGGUUCCUAGAACAGCGCUACCAGCCCGAGCCAGUCAGCAACCCUCCUAUUUAUUCCAUCGCGCCCCUCGGUGAAGAGGCAAGCAUCCAUGACGACAGCAUAUGGAUGCGCCACUCGGCUUUGAAAGUUAUGUGGAGUCAAUGGAGGCCAGCGGCUCCAUCGGCGCAGGCACCUGUGACUUCCAGCUCUUCUCCGCCUACUUCUUCACUCUUCUAGCUGUGAGGAGUUGGCGGAGCUUGACCAACUAGUCAUAAGUGAGCUAUUGACGUGACAUUUGCCUGAACCGAUUUGGCCGACAUGAGGAGGGGAUUCCAGACCCCACGAGUCUACGAGUCAAGUUGGGUGACCCACCCAAAUUUGGCCGAUAUGAGGAGGGGAUUCCUGACCCCACGAGUGUUGGAGUCAAGUUGGGUAACCCACCCAAGUAAGUAGCUCUGAAAUAUUAUCAGUUCUAAAGUCAGAC
Ostrinia furnacalis (Asian corn borer) is the source of this 1048-nucleotide messenger RNA. RefSeq lists its product as uncharacterized. Lineage: Eukaryota; Metazoa; Arthropoda; Insecta; Lepidoptera; Crambidae. The transcript has 13 exons. Bases 184 to 801 code for a protein of 205 amino acids. The record is from RefSeq and is a predicted model, not a curated record.